AUGCAACAAAAAGAGGAUGAAAUUAAAAAGGCUGGAAAGUAUGAAGAAGUUUUAAAAGCUUACGAGCAAGCCAAAAUUGAUCACAAAAAAGUUGUUUUAGACAAAGCGAUGAUAAUUGUGAAUAAUACUGAGUCUCGAUAUAAACAACUUGUCGAAGCAAAAACAAAAGCUGAUUGGAGAAAUUACGACAGUCAUGCUAAUUACAUAACAAAGAAUUUCACAAACUUUAUAGUGAAGGAUACACAGACAAAUGUUAUGACCAUGAAAGAAGAAAUUAUAAAGGCAAAACCAGAAUACAAAAACUAUCUUGAGAAUUUCUUAACAAUUGAUCACAAGAAAGUAGUCGAAGAAUUAAAAAAAGAAGAGGAAUAUAUAAGCGAAGAAAAGAAGUUUAAAGAAAAUAUUCGAAUGAUUAAUUCGGCAAGUUACGACAGAGCAAAAAAGUUGCUUGAAAAUGCAAAAACCUUUUUGGAAAAAUUUGAAGAUGUUUUGAAUACUAAAAAUAACACAGAACAUCAACAAACGUACAAUGAAGCAACAAGAAUAGUUCGAUUUGCUAUGAUCGACUCUGUUUAUAAUUCGCAAUUCUCUUCAAUAAAAAGCAAAUUGUCAAUGGUGGAAUAUAAAAUGAAAGAACACAAAGAAACUCAAAAAGAUAUAAAUGAACUCAAAACACUAUUAGAAGAACAAGUUUUUAAAAAUGAAGAGGAGUCGUCAUUUUUGAAGCUCAAAAGUGAAAUGAUUAUAAGAAAACCAGAUACUCAGAAACUUUUUGAUUCUUUUGAUAAUAUCAGGCUAAGUCUUGGUGAAAAAAUUGAAGACAACAAAAUAUCAAAAAUCGAACAAAAAGCACCCGAAAAGGUCUUUCCAAAAAUAGAAAAAACUGUUGAACAAAAAGUUGAACCCAAAAUAGAAAAAUCCGUUGUCAUGCACGACAAAAAAGUUGAAGAAAAGAAAGUUGAAAAGGUAGAAAACAAACCCCCAAAAGUUGUUUUAGUUGACGAUACAAAGUUAAAAGAAUUUGAGUCUAAAUUAACGAAAUCGUUGACUGAAAUAACUAAAACGGAUAUUUACUCAUUAUUAGUAAACGAAGGAAACACACUUAAAAGGUUAUUAGACCAGAACACAACUUUAAUUAAUAAUUCUAAUAACAAAUAUUCAAAGUUAAUAGAAGACGCUUUUACAAAGAUAAAAAAUUCAGUGAUUCAGUAUUAUAUAGAAAACACAAAAAUACUGAAAAUGAAGCUUGAGAAGACUAAUAAUUCCGACACAAUGGACAUCGUAAAGAAUAAAAAAGUCCUUAUUGAUUAUCUAAACAAGCCAUUGAUCACCAAUUGUAAUGAAACAUUUAACACUUUAAAAUCCGAGCUAACUGAACGUUCAGAAGACUUACGCGAAAUUUUUAAUGCGAUUGACUAUGUCAUCAAUGGAAAGAAGACUCAAGAAAAGAAACAGCAAACAACUGAAGACAAAGAAAUUCAGAAGAAAUUGUUUGAGAAGACUUCUGCAAUGCAAAUGGCAAUUUCAUCGAUAACAGAAAACAACCGUUUUGACCGUCAAACUAAAAAAAUGAAAAUUGAAAAAAUUGGCGACUUAAUUCUUGUGCAAUUGAUGGAAAUAAAGUUCCUUGAAAUUCAGUCGAACGACAAACAAGAAAAAGAAAAUUUGAAACAUCAAUUUGAAGUCCAUUUUGAUCGAAUUUCUAAUUCUUUGGGAGAGAAAGCACUCAUUUUUGCAAAGAAGAGAACUAGCGAAGCAGAAGAAAAUUCAGUGUUUACGCAAAUGCACGCAAAUGACUUCUCGACUAAACUCGACCAAAUUUUAGAAAGUUUAGUUAUGAUGGAAAAGUUCUUCCAGUAUUGUGAAAAAACUGAAACAUAUUUCCCGGCACUUCAACUCAUUUCUAUAGCAAAAAAGUUUGUGGAUUUUUCACAUGAAAUUUCAAAGGAAAAGGAGUUUGGAAAGGUCGAGAAGGAAAAAGAAGCUUCGAGAAAAAUUGAAAACUUUUUGAAAACUUCGACAUUGGCGAAAAUGAUGAAAAACGAGAAAGACGAACUUUUGGACAUUGAAGAACGAUGCGAAAAGGAAUUUUUGAGUAAGUUGGUAAUGUUUUUGAAAGAACGAUUUGAUGUGUUAAAAAAGUCGAAAUCGUUUGAAUGUGAAAGUUUUGUGCAUCAAUAUUCACAGAUUGCAUUAAUAGUAAAAGGGGCUUUGAUGUUCACUAAAACGUUUUCUCAACAAUUUGCAGAUGGAAAUAAAGAUAUCAAAGAAAUUAAAAGUUUAUAUACUGAAAUUGAUAAUUUGAUUGAAAAGAACAACUUGACGUUCGAAGAGAUUUUGGCGGUCGAAGGAGCAAUGUCAUGCCUUGAAAGUACAAAGAAACAAGAAGAUGAAAGAACUGUUAAAACUGUAUAUAAUAAAUAUGUCCAUAAAACACAAUUAGAAAAGUUCGAAAACAUUUUGAAAACCAAAAAUAGAAACGCAGACUUUUUCAGAAAUAAAAUGGAGUUAUUGAAUACCGAAGAAAAUAAAGAAAAAGUAGAUUUUUAUGAACAAAGUUUUAAUGAACACAGAAAGAAAUACUUCACUGAGAAUACUCAAAAGGAAAACAAAGAAAUUGUCGAAUGGAUGAAACGGCUCUUUGACUACACAAAUUACGAAUCAUUGAAUUUCACCAUCUCACAACAAGAAAAGAAAUCGUUUAUUGAAAAAAUAUCAAAAGAAACAAUUAAAACCAGUGAAAUUAAAAAUAGACUGAAUAAAGUUGUAACAGAGAAAAAUACGAUAAUGGACUUUUUAUUAAUAGGAGAAACAUUCAACGAAAAAGAUGUAAAAAAUUCAAAAAUAUUGAGUAAUGUGGACUUUCAAUUGUUCGACAAAUUUGUGAAAGAAAUGACUUUGAAAUGUUACACAUUAGAAAUGGCAGUUUUUCUGUUUGGAAUUAAAUUUGUUGAUUUCCCCGAUUCUAUUAAAGAAAGUUUGAAACUUUACAACGUCUUAAUUUUGCUCAAGACAUGUGCAAAAAUAGAAAUGAUUAACAUCUUAAAUCAACAAGAGAAAGUUCACGAAGUGUACAUUAAUUAUAACACCAAUUUGUUAUUAAAACUUAAAGGCAUUGUUGUAGCACUUAAAGACCAGAUACCAAAAGAUAUUCACAUUGAAGUUUUAAACAAUUAUAUAACAAAGGCCACAAAAGAAAUAAAUGUAGAUCCAACAAAAAUGUUGUUAUUUAAAAGUGAAUUAAAGUUCAUUGAUAAUUAUAUCAAAACAUCAGUAAAACUGAACACAAAGGAAUUUCACAAUGUUAUUCAAAACAAUUCAACCGCCGCGGUGUUAAGAGCAAAUUAUUCAUUUUCAGAUAAAGUCAGAAUUUUCGUUAAAAAAGUCGACACCGAAAAUUUUGAUAUUUUUGGAUUUUUACCAAACGUUUUCUCUCAGGUACAAUCGACUUUCCCACUUGCAAAUAAAACGCCUCAGAGUGACUGUGGCAGUACAAAAAGUAUUUUUGGCGACGUCUCUGCAAAUUCAGUUAAAAAUUUUAUUUCUGAAUUUGAUUUAUUCGAAGAAUUUGAUUUCAAAACUGAUUUUAAUAAUUUCAACUUCAAACAGCUUUUAUUGAAUGCCAAUAACUCUCAAAUCAAUGCAUUGAUGUGUAAAAAUGAACACUCGCUCUAUCAAUUUAAUUUACUCGACUUCUAUUCGAGAACACUAAAAAUAGAACUCCCACUUUCAAUUGAAAACGACGACAAUUUGAUUAUUAAAGAAUAUAUUAUUAACAGUUUUAAUAACAACAAAUUUGAAGGGAAUAUGUGGUACCAAAUUAAAAAUAAAGAAACCACUGAGACCAUUGAACACCUUUUGAACUUCGCUGGAUAUCAAUUGGACGCACCUAAAAGCCUUCCAACCGAUUUUGUGUUUGGAUGUGCAGUCCCUUUGUGCACUUCUACUGGAUAUUUCUCUUUGGAAAAUGUCAAAGAAAAGACGUGCGGAGUACUUUUUAAUGUGAAUUACGAAAGAAAAUAUAAAGAAUUUAUAGAAGACUCUAAAUACGAAUUAACAAAAACAACUAAUUUCGUCAAAACAGCAAUUUUUGAAAUGUUAAGGCAAGUCGUAGAAGAAAAUUACAUUAAAAAUUGUAAACCAAAAUUCGACAAAAUGUACAAAGAAUAUUAUGAUAAAGUGUAUGCGAAAGAAGUUGCUAAAUACACAAAUAAAGUAAUAUUAACUGGUCUUGGAGCCACUUUUGAAAUUGAGAAGACGAAUGUUGGCUUCUCUAUUAGAGUAAAAACAAGUGAUAAUUCUCGAGCUAAUAAAUAUCAAUACAACUACAAUUUGACUAAAGAGUUGGAUGGAAUGGAACUUGUUUAUGACACUGGAAUGUGUUAUAAAAGAACUGAUGGGCUUUUUGAAUGGACGUAUAGAGACUAUUUCGCUAUGAAACAUAACACUCAAAAACGCUUUGAGUUUGACCAAAAGAACGAAAUUAAUCUUCCUGCAGACUUAUUAGUCAUGAUAACUUAUAUCGAAAAGAUGGACAUGUUCUAUGACAAUAUUGAUCAGAAAAUAAAAGAAGAUAAAAAAGAGCGAAAGAGAAUUGAUGAAAUAAACAAGAUGAGGGGAAUGGGGAUAUUUAUUUCGUAUUAA
This is a messenger RNA of Entamoeba invadens IP1, 4644 nucleotides long. Its product is annotated as DNA double-strand break repair Rad50 ATPase, putative. Bases 1 to 4644 code for a protein of 1547 amino acids. The record is from RefSeq and is a predicted model, not a curated record. The transcript has a single exon. Lineage: Eukaryota; Evosea; Mastigamoebida; Endamoebidae.